This is a messenger RNA of Crotalus tigris (Tiger rattlesnake), 5686 nucleotides long. RefSeq names its product myotubularin related protein 4 (gene MTMR4). NCBI's taxonomy places the organism in Eukaryota, Metazoa, Chordata, Lepidosauria, Squamata, Viperidae. Bases 404 to 3799 code for a protein of 1131 amino acids. The record is from RefSeq and is a predicted model, not a curated record. The transcript has 20 exons. Gene Ontology annotation, biological process: dephosphorylation; regulation of autophagy. Gene Ontology annotation, molecular function: phosphatidylinositol-3,5-bisphosphate 3-phosphatase activity; protein phosphatase binding; metal ion binding.
CUGACAGCGGGCACUGUGAAGGAGUGGCUGGCUGGGAAAGUGGGCGGGAGCUGCACGAGGCGCUUGAGGUGGGAGCAGCGCCGUCAAGAGAAGGAGGAGGAGCGCAGAUGAUAUGGAAAGAUUCUUUGAAGCCUUUCCUGAAAAGGAAGAUUAUCACUUCAGACCCUGUCCCCUGCUGUUGUAAUCCAGUUCUCCUUUGCUAAUAUUGAAGCAGUGAAGAAUUAUUCCCAAUUCUCAUGUCAGUGAUAAAAGGACCCUCUUUGUAAAAGAGAAGACUAGGACCAUCUGCCUCUUCCUCCUUCUCUUCUCCUCCUCUUCCUCCUCCUCACAAAGAAAAGAGUAGGUGGAUCUCCAGCAGCAGUUCUGGAAAAAAAUCAGAGAGGGCCAGGAAUCAGAGAAAAUCAUGGGUGAAGAAGGCCCUCCCAGUCUAGAAUACAUCCAAGCUAAGGAUUUGUUCCCACAUAAAGAACUGAUUAAAGAAGAAGAGUCUUUACAGGUUCCAUUUACUGUGCUACAAGGAGAGGGUGUGGAAUAUCUUGGCCAUGCAAGUGAUGCCAUCAUUGCCAUCUCUAACUAUCGGCUCCAUAUCAAGUUUAAGGACUCCGUAAUCAAUGUGCCUUUGAGAAUGAUGGAAAGCGUGGAGAGUCGGGAUAUGUUCCAGCUCCAUAUUGUCUGCAAAGAUUCCAAAGUAGUCAGGUGCCAUUUCUCUACUUUUAAGCAAUGCCAGGAAUGGUUGAAAAGGCUGAGCCGAGCCAUUGCACGCCCCACCAAACUGGAAGACCUGUUUGCAUUUGCUUACCAUGCCUGGUGCUUAGGAGUUUGUGCGGAUGAGGAGGAUCAGCAUGCCCACCUUUGCCGCCCAGGAGACCAUGUGAAAUAUCGGUUUGAAAUGGAACUAGCUCGAAUGGGCUUUGACUUGCAGAAUGUGUGGAGGGUUUCUGACAUCAACAACAGCUACAAGUUAUGUACCAGCUACCCACAGAAACUUUUGGUUCCUGUUUGGAUCACUGACAAAGAACUGGAGAAUGUAGCUUCUUUUAGAUCUUGGAAGAGAAUUCCAGUGGUUGUGUACAGACAUUUGCGCAAUGGGGCAGUGAUUGCACGCUGCAGUCAACCUGAGAUAAGUUGGUGGGGCUGGCGCAAUGCAGAUGAUGAAUAUCUAGUAACUUCCAUUGCCAAAGCCUGUGCCUUGAACCCUGGACAGAGACUGGCUGGGGGGUCCCCACAGUCUGGGCUUAGUGAUGGAAAUGAGGCCUGCGAUGCCGGAUUUGAUUCAUCACUGACUGCAUGUUCAAAUGUAGAGAAUUCAGCAACACCUCAGAAAUUGCUGAUUUUGGAUGCUCGAUCCUACACUGCAGCAGUUGCUAAUAGAGCCAAAGGAGGCGGCUGUGAAUGUGAAGAAUAUUAUCCUAACUGUGAAGUGGUGUUUAUGGGUAUGGCUAACAUUCAUUCCAUCCGUAAUAGCUUCCAGUACUUGAGGGCAGUCUGCAGUCAGAUGCCAGAUCCUAGCAACUGGCUGUCAGCACUAGAGAGCACCAAGUGGCUACAGCAUCUCUCCAUCAUGUUGAAGGCAGCUGUGCUAGUCUCAAAUGCUGUUGACCGAGAAGGACGCCCUGUGUUGGUUCACUGCUCUGAUGGUUGGGACAGGACCCCUCAGAUUGUUGCCUUGGCAAAGAUUCUUCUGGAUCCCUAUUAUAGGACUAUGGAGGGUUUCCAGGUGCUGGUUGAAUCAGAUUGGCUGGAUUUUGGCCAUAAGUUUGGUGAUCGAUGUGGACACCAGGAAAAAGCAGAAGAUCAGAAUGAACAGUGCCCAGUAUUUUUACAGUGGCUGGAUUCGGUUCACCAGCUGCUCAAGCAGUUUCCCUGUCUCUUUGAAUUUAAUGAAGCUUUCUUGGUAAAGUUAGUCCAACACACGUAUUCCUGCCUUUAUGGGACCUUCCUUGGAAACAGCCCCUGUGAACGUGAGCUGCACAACAUUGCCAAACGCACCUGCUCAGUUUGGUCCCUUUUGAGAGCUGGUAAUAAAAAUUUCCACAAUCUGCUCUACAUGCCUGCUAAUGAGCAAGUGCUGCAUCCAGUGUGCCACGUACGUGCAUUGCAUCUCUGGACAGCUGUAUAUCUUCCAACUUCAUCUCCAUGCCCUUUAGGAGAAGAAGGCAUGGAUCUUUACUUGCCUUCUGGAUCUCAGACUCAAGAGUUCAGCAGUCGGUCACUUGACAGAUUACCAAAGACAAGAUCCAUGGAUGAUCUUCUCUCAGCAUGUGAUCCUAGCAGCCUACUGACCCGCACAUCAAGUGAUCCAAAUCUGAAUAACCAUUGUCAAGAUGUCAGGGUUGGUUUGGAAUCCAGACAUCCCAAUGCUGAGGAGACAGGGACAAACAAAGAAACCCGAGAGGAUGAGUUGCUUCAAGUACCUCAACAGCAGCAGGAAUUCCAUCCCCUGCAUGGUGCUGGCAGUGGCGCCUCUGACAGGCACAGAAUCAGUCGACCACAGAAACAUGAAGUGUCUCAGCAGUUAACUGCUGUGCCUUCUGAGAUAGAAGUAGUAAGCAGAGCAGGUCCAGAAGCAACAGAAGACACAGUCCCAGCUCCAAAUUCUGGAAAAACACAAGUGUUUGAAAAGUUAUCCUGCAACCAUGUCAAAGACAUUGGCCUGAUAUCCAAUGGCACUUGGGAUCUUGUGCAAACUUCUCAUCCAGAAUCCUCCUCCAGCCAGACUUCAGCAGGUCACCCCAGUUCAGGUCAGCCAGCUCUGACUGUUCCAAGACACAGUGCUCCAGGUCGUCAAAAAGAAGAACUGGAUGGAAAAAUCGGCAAUGUCAAGCAUGGAGAGGAGGGCAACCAUACAGGGAAAAUUCAGACAGAAUUGUGGCGAAAAGGAAUUUCUCAAAGCCAGAUGAGCGAAUUCUCUCUUCUAGCAGCAAACUGGGACAGUUUUCAAGGGAUGGGGACAUCACUUCCUGGGGGUGAUAUGGGUCCCCGGCGACUCCUGUCCUAUGGCUGUUGUAACAAGAGACUGAACAGCAGGCACUUCUGGACCUCUGGACUGUGCCUCAGUGGCCAGUGGCCUUUGAAAGAAAGUGUGAAGCCUCCUGGCUGCUCCAUGCAUUCUGGCGCACACUGCACAGGCCUUGUGGGGAAGUCUAGCAAGUUGUGGCUCCCUUGCCAUUUGAAGCAGCCACUUGGCUCCAAACACAUGCCACCAAACAGCCCUUCUCCAGUGCCUCCUUUCUAUCUAGAUGAUGAUGGACUUCCCUUUCCCACAGAUGUAAUCCAGCAUAGGUUGCGGCAGAUCGAAGCUACCUAUAAACAGGAGGUUGAGCAGUUGCGUAGGCAAGUGCGGGAACUUCAGCAUAGAUUAGACAUCCGUCAUUGCUAUCCAACUCCAGCUGAACCACAGAUGGACUAUGAAGAUGACUUUACUUGCCUCAAGGAGUCAGAUGGCAGUGAAAAUGAGGAUUUUUACUCUGAUCACAGUGAAGACUGUCUAUCUGAAGCAAGCUGGGAGCCUGUUGAUAAAAGAGAAACUGAGGUCACACGUUGGGUUCCAGACCACAUGGCAUCACACUGCUUUAACUGUGACUGUGAAUUCUGGCUGGCUAAACGCAGACACCAUUGCAGGAAUUGUGGGAAUGUGUUUUGUGCCGGCUGCUGCCAUCUAAAGCUGCCCAUUCCUGAUCAGCAGCUUUAUGAUCCAGUCCUUGUCUGCAAUUCCUGUUACGAUCACAUCCAAGUAUCCCGCGCCAGGGAACUUAUGAGCCAGCAUCUGAAGAAGCCUAUUGCCACAGCUUCUAGCUGAAUACCAUCAGAGGAAAUGUGUGGAAGCCUGGCCUUUUCCCUUGCAGACUGGAAGAAGGCUGCCUCUGCUGCAGCUGAAGAGAUCGGUAGUGCAGCACUUGAUCACCAAGCCUUGUAUGCACUGUUGGUAAUUUUCCCCACUUGGUGCCCCAUGUAUUGAAGAUGAGGAAUUUGGAUUAAAGAAUGUGACAUGGCCUACAUUAUGGUACUGUUUGUGGUUUCAAGACAUAAGGCCAAGUUAGAGACCACAGUGUCUUUCUUCAGAGGGAUGGCAAAUGAUAUAGUGCAAAUAAUUGCCUUCCAAAAGCAAUAGAGAGGCAUGAACCUAAUCAGAACCUCCUUCUUCCCAUGUCAGAAAGCAGUCAGGUUAAAUUGAGUAAGAAAGAAGAAUGCAGCCCCAGAGUGGGAUAGCUCCGGGAGCGCUCUUUGGCUGUGUUAGUCAUCUUUCAGUCAUACUCAGCUUGCCAACCUUCUUGGAUAUCCAGCCCAAGGCCAGCACUAGUACUGUACUAGGAAGGGAUCCCUUAUAAGGCAGAGUGUAUCUCUGCACUUUCCUUGUGUUCCUUGAGGGAAUAGACUUUAUCCCAGCAGCUGGGCUGUUGUGUAUGGAAAGCAGAAUUAAUUUUGGCUUGGUGCACUUCCUGCCCACUGUGGGUAUUGAACAGCUGGUUCUUAACCAGCGUCUUUACAGGAGCAACAGCUUAAAUCUCCUCUUGAAUCACAUCACAGUGUGUAUUCCCUCUUCCUUAUGCUGCAUUUGUAUCUCCAUAUUUCUGGUUGCUCUUUAUUCUGAAAACCUGAUGCUUCAAGGCAGACUAUUAUGUGGGUUUUCUUUACCUCCUGGAAUGUGCUGUUUUGUGUGCUUGAGGGUUUCAGUCCAAAAUGCUGCUAAUGUUACUUCUCUGCACUUAAAAUUUAUCUGGAGUAUAAACGGCUGGGGGAAGGUGCCAAUUUUAUAGAUGGAAAACAGGGAAUAUUGACAAACAGGGAUUUUCCCUCUUACACUCAAGGUGUGAGGGACACUGUAAAGGUGAUCAUCAUCACUGCAAGAAUGCUUUUCUGUUCAUUAUGACAUCAAUAAAUUUCCCUUCAAAAUGACUCUUCUGAUUUAUGGAUAUUCACUGUGGCAGCAGUAUAGCAAUUAUUUUACCCUGCUACUCUCACAUAAUCUAAACAAGAACUAAAAUGUUUUAGAAAGGCAAGUGUAAUGUUACCACCAUUUCCAUCGAUCUUUAUGAGCAGUGUUCAUAAUCAUUUUAUUUUGAAAUGUACAUCUAUGUAGGACUAUAGAACGAACAAGAUUUUGAGGUGGACGGCUCAAGCCAGUUCAACAGUCCUUGGGCAGUUACAAAGGAUGGGUGUAUGAAUAUCUAUUUCCUCAAGAAUUGGAAGAUACUGACUUCACGCUUGGGUUGAAUUCUUACCAGCUACCCAUUCUUGAUUAGUUUUUAAAGCCUUUUGGAGAAUUAGUGGUUCAAGCUACCACUUCUUAUCUUCCAUUUUUCAACCUGCUUUGGGUCAAAAGCCCUAGAGCCAGCAUCAUCUUUUACACUGGAUCUGUUUGAAUUGCAGCAUGACCUCAUAGGGAUAAAAGAUGGAAUCUGAUUUUGUCAUACACUGAACUUUGUACAGAGUGAUGUAAUUAGUAGGAAAGUUCAGGUUUGGUUCCUUUUUCAGCUCAUUUGCACAGAUGUAAAACAAAAAUUUGAAAACAAAGAGAGAAAAAGACCCUUCAAGUUAGCCAUGAUUAAUCAAUCCUGCUUUCAGCUCUCAUGAAUUUUGUGUCACUGUCUUCAGGCAAAAGAACUCCAAAAUUGGAUCAAUAGCUUUGUGACAAACAAUGUGCUGUAAGAAUUCAAUACAGUUGAAUAAAAUCUCUAUAUUAGUG